Messenger RNA from Aspergillus wentii DTO 134E9, 1515 nucleotides. RefSeq names its product putative MFS transporter. The coding region runs from base 1 to 1515 and encodes 504 amino acids. NCBI's taxonomy places the organism in Eukaryota, Fungi, Ascomycota, Eurotiomycetes, Eurotiales, Aspergillaceae. Gene Ontology annotation, molecular function: transmembrane transporter activity. Gene Ontology annotation, cellular component: membrane. The record is from RefSeq and is a predicted model, not a curated record. Gene Ontology annotation, biological process: transmembrane transport. The transcript has 3 exons.
AUGGUGGAUGAAAAGACCUCCCCGCAGCACAAGGAAGAUAUAACAGAAGAAGGCGCACGCGAGGCAGCUGGCCGUGGUCAUGCUGCAACUGACCAGUACGGUCGAGCGCUCGUUGAAUUCGAUCGUGCCGCGGAAUCACGCCUGCGUCUGAAGAUUGACCUAUACAUUGUGCCCACCGUGGCAAUCUUGUAUCUUUUUUGCUUCAUUGAUCGGGCAAAUAUCGGAAACGCGAAACUCGCCGGAAUCGAGGAUGACCUGGGUCUCAAAGGCAACGAUUAUAACGCCUUGCUAUCCAUAUUCUACAUCUCGUACAUUAUCCUCGAGAUUCCAUCAAAUAUGGCAUGCAAAUGGAUGGGGCCUGGCUGGUUCCUUCCAUCAAUCGCGCUCGGGUUUGGCAUCUGUUCUGUCGCCAUGGGCUUUGUUAAUGAUAUCCAAAGCGCUUCUGGUGUUCGCUUUCUUUUAGGUGCGUUCGAAUCCGGCAUGAUGCCUGGGAUUGCAUACUACAUGUCUAGAUGGUAUCGGCGCAGUGAGCUAGCCUUCCGUCUGGCACUCUACAUUGUCAUGGCACCGCUGGCAGGUGCAUUUGGUGGCCUAUUAGCAUCAGGGAUCCUCACCCUCGACCAUUUCGGAAGUGUGCGCACUUGGCGCAUGAUAUUUGUAAUCGAAGGAAUCAUCACGAUUGGUCUCGCCCUAAUCGCCUUCGUUUCACUGACCGAUCGUCCUGAAACUGCACGGUGGCUAUCACAGGAAGAGAAGGAUCUGGCCGUUGCUCGCGUGAAGUCAGAGCGUGUAGGCACCACCGAGGUGUUGGACAAGAUUGACCUGACAAAGACCCUCCGAGGGAUCUUCAGUCCAGUAACGCUGACAACCUCCUUCAUGUUCCUCCUCAACAACAUCACAGUCCAGGGACUCGCGUUCUUUGCUCCGACAAUCGUCAAAACCAUCUACCCUGAAAGCAGUGUCAUAACCCAGCAACUGCAAACAGUACCACCAUACAUCGUUGGCGCCUUUUUCACUCUCCUAUUCCCCUUCCUUAGCUGGCGCAUCGAUCGCCGUUUGAUUUUCUUCGCCAUCGGAGCUCCGCUCAUGAUAGCCGGCUACAUCAUGUUCCUCGCCAGUACAUCUCCACGCGUGCGGUACGGCGCCACCUUCCUCAUCGCCAGCGGAGCAUUCUCCUUCGGCGCAUUCUGCAACGCCCACUCAGCCAACAAUGUCGUCUCCGACACGGCGCGAUCCUCCGCCAUCGCAACGACGGUCAUGCUAGGAAACGUCGGCGGACUCAUUUCCACGUGGUCGUUCUUGAAAUUCGACGCUCCUAAUUAUCACAUUGGUAACGGAUUGAACCUCGCCACGGCGACGUGCACCAUGAUCCUUGGCAUGUGUCUGUUGGCGUGGCAGACGUGGGAUAACAAGAGACGGGAGAAAAUUGAUAUUGAUAGUGCUUUGGCUGGAAUGUCGCAAAAGCAGAUCCAGGACCUUGAUUGGCGAAACCCUGCUUUCCGAUGGCGGCCGUAG